Messenger RNA from Heteronotia binoei (common prickly gecko), 2110 nucleotides. Its product is annotated as forkhead box protein A2-like. The transcript has a single exon. The record is from RefSeq and is a predicted model, not a curated record. Gene Ontology annotation, molecular function: transcription factor binding; RNA polymerase II cis-regulatory region sequence-specific DNA binding; DNA-binding transcription factor activity, RNA polymerase II-specific. NCBI's taxonomy places the organism in Eukaryota, Metazoa, Chordata, Lepidosauria, Squamata, Gekkonidae. Gene Ontology annotation, biological process: anatomical structure morphogenesis; regulation of transcription by RNA polymerase II; cell differentiation. The annotation marks the transcript as partial.
GUAUUUCCAACCGUAAGCACAAUGGCAUCCAGCUUGGGACCGAUGAACCCGAUUAACUCCUACGUGACGCUGAACCCCCUCAGUUCUCCCGGAUCUAUGAAUAUGACUUAUCCAAACAGUGGCCUGACUAGCCCUUCUCUCACUGGGCUGACCAAUGCCAGCAGUCCAAUGGGCCUCCCGUCUGUGUCGUCUCCUGUCAGUCCUGUAUUGACUCCACUGGGGGCUCAGGGUCCCACCCUCAAUUCUCUGUCACCCUACCAGAAUGUCAGCCAGUCGAUGGCUCCACUCAGCUACUCGCCUUCUAGCAUGAACAGGCCCAAGGAGAUUAGUAAGUCCUACCGGCGCACAUUGACCCACGCCAAGCCGCCCUACUCUUACAUCUCCCUCAUCACUAUGGCCAUUCAGCAGGCCCCAAGUAAAAUGCUGACCCUCAACGAGAUUUACCAGUGGAUCAUGGACCUCUUCCCUUACUACCGCGAAAACCAGCAACGUUGGCAGAACUCCAUCCGCCACUCUCUCUCCUUCAACGACUGUUUUGUAAAGGUGGCCCGUUCCCCUGACAAACCUGGCAAGGGCUCCUACUGGGCCCUCCACCCAAAUUCAGGGAACAUGUUUGAGAACGGCUGCUACCUGAGGCGCCAGAAGCGUUUCAAAAUUGAGGACAAGGCCAAGAAAUCUAGCUCCAAAGCUUCCAGCACCCAAGAGCAAAACCCCAAGAUUUCUGAGGGUCUUCAAGAAGGCCAGAGCCCCAACACAAGUUCGGAAGGGGCUGAAUCAGGUCACUCAGACACCUCCCACGGGUCUGAGGAACAGAGGGGUCUGGUUCAACUGGAUUGCUCAGGUGCACGGGGUUCGUCCCCCAUAUCUGAGACCUCUCCAGCCCCCAUCUCCCAGACCAUGAAUAGCCACUACUUUUCCACAUCCAUCACCAACCUGGACCUUCCAGGGGAUCUCAAAAUGGACCCUCAGUUCAACUUCAACCACCCCUUUUCCAUCAACAACCUGAUGUCUACCGAGCAGAGCCACAAGAUUGACCUGAAAUCCUAUGAGCAGACAAUGGCUUUCAACGGUUACAACUCCCCCCAUUCAGUGGAAGGGAAACACACCUAUGAGACAUCCACCUCGCUCAGUGAGACUGGCUCUUACUACCAGAGCCUGUACAGCCGCUCCCUGCUCAAUGCUUCGUAAGGCUCAAUGCCGUAUUAUAAUGCAAGGAAGGAGGAGGAGGCCAGAGAGAUCUCUACCUCCGGCCACAAUUACCAGCAAGACCAUCAAUGAGCAACUCCCACUCAUUGCCAAGAAGCAAAUACAGCGAGGGCGGUCCAAAGGAGUACACAGCCAAUGGCCCGGUCUGUCAAGAUCAUGAUGAAAUCAUUUGCUUUCCAAGACCAAUCUUUCUACACAGUGGUCAACAGCCCAUGAAGAGCUUCCAUUCCUAUGCAUUCACCUACCCAUAAUGACCAGGAAACAGGAAGGAAUUUCAGUCCUUGCUGCCGUUAGCCAACAGCCAGUUGGGUGGCCAUUGAUUUGUUUUUGUGAUGGCAUCUUCCAACGGUUGGGACUCUUGCUAGCAUAGGCUCUCCAAGUGCAAAGGCUACCGUUUCAAAAUGGCGGACUGCAGUCUGAAUUCUACAGUUACAAAAGAAGCUCAAAUUCACCCAAGAGUGGAGAUAUCGAUGUGUACGUCAAAAAGGACAUAAGAAAGGACAUUCCACAGGGUGGACUGUGCUGGUGACCACUCCUCAGUCCAGGAAGUGUGCCUUUCCAAUAUGUUACAGUCACUGGUUGAAUUGUUGUCUCGGGAUUUUCAAACCCACCCAAUUUAGGUCACAACUGUACGUGGCAGGACUCCAUUGUUACACACACAAAGGGGGGUUGGUUAUGCCAAAGACAAUUUAGGCCUCAGGCUAAUGAUGAGCAGGGACAAUAUAUUUUAGAUUUUUUUAAAAAAGAAAAGACAAGUGGCUUUAUAUUUAAAUAUUUGUGUUUUCUGUUGGGAAAAGGGUUAAGAGUUGAUUUAAUAUAUCACACUUUAGAGCAGAUUUAGAGGGUGUCUGUUGAAGUGGUGUAUUUUUUUUGUAUUAAUGAUAAUUAAAAAAACAAAACAAAA